Messenger RNA from Cottoperca gobio, 1376 nucleotides. Its product is annotated as chromosome alignment-maintaining phosphoprotein 1-like. NCBI's taxonomy places the organism in Eukaryota, Metazoa, Chordata, Actinopteri, Perciformes, Bovichtidae. The transcript has 3 exons. The coding region runs from base 121 to 1230 and encodes 369 amino acids. The record is from RefSeq and is a predicted model, not a curated record. Gene Ontology annotation, biological process: protein localization to microtubule; protein localization to kinetochore; attachment of mitotic spindle microtubules to kinetochore. Gene Ontology annotation, cellular component: nucleoplasm; spindle.
CUUGGUUUGUUGUGAUUGGCAGUGCUGGAGGUAAAUGAAGAGAAGCUACUCGGUGGGUCCGAUCAAAACAUGAUGUAUUCUUCUGAGUGAUCUGUCAGUUCAGCUCUGGUAAAACCAGCGAUGUCCGUCGUCAUCCAAACCCGCGGCGAGGCGGGUGGCGGCGUCGCGGCCCACCUGCAGUGCCCCCUCUGCGGCCACUUCUCCAAGAGCCACGCCCACCAGCUGACCCACAUGGCGGCGUCCCACCCGGCCUGCCUGGACGGCGUGGCGGUGGGUCGCCUCGGCAACAUCGUGAUGUACCAGAGCACGGCGCGGCUCUUCCACUGCGCCGACUGCUUCCACACCAGCCGCGACUUCACCAAGCUGUACAAGCACAUCAUCUCCAAACACUGCCUGGACCAGAGGGAGGGCGGCGGCGAGGAGAAGGCGGGGGAGGAUGGCGAGGAGGAGGAGGAGGCCGGGAAAGAUGAAAUAAAGGAGGAGGAAGUGGAGGUGAAAGCGGAGGGAGAUGAGAGUGUGCUGAUGUUUGACGGCGCCGGUUACAACUGUCUGAUCUGCGGCUGGAAGACGAAGCUGAAGGGUCUGGCCGUCAACCACGUGGUGAGGAAGCACGACAUCCCCAAAGCCUACGCCGCGCAGGCCGUGAGGCGGGACGCCGCUACCUUCAAACAGGCGCAGGGCGGUGGCGGGGCGGAGGAGGAGGAGGCGGCCGGGCUGAGCGGGGAGCUGAGCGGCGAGCUCCUGAAGGAGGAGAUGGAGGCCACGGCUAAAGUCGUGCGCUUCAUCUCAAACCGCUUCGUGUGUCUGAUCUGCGGCUGGAAGACCAAACUCAAAGGUUUCGCCAUCAGCCACGUGGUGCGCAGCCACGAUGUGGCUCGCCCCUACGGCUGCAAAGACUGCAGCCGCUCCUUCUUCCUGCCCAGCCGGCUGCAGCAGCACGUCAGCGCCGCCCACCGGCCCGGACGCUACGCCUGCCCCUUCUGCUGCUUCAGGUCGCACUUCCUGGGAGGCUUCAGGAGGCACUGCAGCCGCUGUAACGCCCGGGAGGAGGAGGGAGGGGGAAGGGUCGGGGGGGAGGAAGAGGAGAACGAGGAAGAGGAGGAGGAGAGGAGAGGGGCGAGGAAGAGGAGGAGGACAGUGAGGGUGCAGGAGGAAGACGAGGAGGAGGAAGAAGAGGAGGAGGGGAGAGUGGCGAGGAAAAGAUGGAGGACAGUGAAGGAGGAGGACUGAAAGUUGUUUACACGUUACUGAUGCUAAUGCUAAUGUGAUGCUAACAGUUAAAAGCUACGUCGACGUUUCUGUGUUCAAAACUCAAAACUGUGAGAAACAUUUUGUUCCACUUCAUGAUGAAUAAAAGUUUGUUUUUUAAAUAUAAA